AUGUUGAUUGGGUUGUGUGGAGGGAUAUGCUCUGGUAAACAUGCCAUUGCAGAGUACCUUAUCCAGCAUCAAGGGUUCCAGCUACUCGAACUUAAAAGUAGAAGUUUCCCUCAAAUAGCUGAUGAGCCCGAGGAUGAUCGAUGGCUACAUGCGUCGGAGUUCACGGGUAAAGAGAGAAGUCAGCCAUCGCAGCUAUCUUUUGGAAGUGCCGAAUCCCUUCUAGAUUUUGCAACGAAAAACUGGCAAGGCCUCUGGGUAACAACAGAUAUUUGGGAGAGUGUUACUUUAGAUCGCUUUCUUCAACGCCCGUUUUUCCUCCUAGUGAGCGUUGACGCUCCAGUCAGUCUUCGGUGGCAGCGAUUUAGGGAGAGGUCAGACUCUAACUACAUCCUGUGUUGCAAGUAUACGAUUGCGAGAGUGAAAGACUACUAA
Messenger RNA from Aspergillus oryzae RIB40, 432 nucleotides. RefSeq lists its product as uncharacterized. Lineage: Eukaryota; Fungi; Ascomycota; Eurotiomycetes; Eurotiales; Aspergillaceae. The transcript is spliced from 2 exons. Bases 1 to 432 code for a protein of 143 amino acids. The record is from RefSeq and is a predicted model, not a curated record.